AAGUUUAAUAUUUUUGCUUGAACGCUUCAUGCUUCACGUCUUCUUCACUUGCUUUAUGAGUAUUCACACAUUGCUUGCGUCUGCUUCUAAUUCUGCAUCUGUUGUCGUCUUUAUAGAUUUGAACCAGGCAAAACUGUCAGGCAAAAAGAGCGCUUCUUUUUCUAUUUUGUGACGUAAAAAGUCAUAGCAAAGUCCAUAGGGUCGAUAUUGUUUUGCGAUAUAUAAGAAGUUAUUUUUUUAUCGAUAUCGUAAAGGUUUUUUAAGAGUUAAAGUUUCCUUAUAAAACCUUUUGUCUCAUCAGAGAGUAAAGCGGGAUAAAUACCACAAAAGUUUAGGGUCAUAUUCUUUGGCCUGUAACCUUCCAACCGCACGUCCCCAGGGUCUUGUGUCGUCCUUAAAUUCAUCAAAAAGAGAAAAAUGUGCUGGGAACGAGGUUGAGGGACUUUUCAACCUUGUUCCCAGGGCAAUUUUUCGCCCUUUUGAUAUCCGAGACGGAGACGAGAUUGUCAGAAAGAGAAAGAUGGGCCUGGGGACGAGGUUGGGGCCUUCCAUAUCACAACAUAUAAUUUCUAUCAAAAUCGCAAUAAGAGGCUUGGGGUGAAGUUGUCUUGUAGGGAAACAAUCUUGCCGGUAGUCGAACGACGAGCGGUAUACUAAAAGCAUUCAAUAUGGAGGCACAGCUGUUGUGUUGUUCUUUGUGUAAAAUGGGGGCGCCGAACUGAAAUUUACAAACAAAAAUGGGAGGCGAAGAUAUUUCUGAUUUGUAUUGUAUUUGUCAAAAACCUUACAUAGAGGGUCAAUUUAUGAUUGAGUGUGGAAAGUGCAACGAAUGGUUUCACGGCAGCUGUGUUGGCAUUGAAGAAUAUCAUGCUCAAGAUAUUGAUAUCUAUCAUUGUCCAAAAUGUCAACCUGUGCAUGGGCCCUUGGUCUACUCCUUCCUAGAUGUAACUUAUGAAAAUGGUGUUAUACAAGCCCAAGACGUGAAAAAAAGAAGAAAUGUCAGCCGACACAACUAUAAGGAUAUUCAUGAGGGCAUCAAGCAAAUCUCUGCUGGAUCUGUUAUGUUUGUACGGCAGUUAAAAGCAAGAAAAUUUUUCAAUGCAGAAGAUAUUGUGCUUCAGUUAGAAGAUGGUAGUAAUGUUACAGCAGAUUACUUUCAAGAACAUGGAUUUAACACUCCAGUGUUAAUUCAUGACAAAACUGGUCUUGAUUUAACGGUUCCUCCGAGUAAUUUUACUAUAUAUGAUGUUGAACAGCGAAUUGGAUCACUACAUGAAGUUCAUGUAAUAGAUGUAGCGAAGCAGGAAGAUCUGAGGAUGAAGAUGAGAGAGUGGACAGAGUACUACAACAGCCCUGUGCGUGGCAAAGUUUUAAAUGUUAUUAGUCUAGAGUUUUCUAAUACCAGCUUAUCAGAACUGGUAGCCUGUCCUAAAUUUGUUCGUAAUAUUUCAUGGGUGGAACAUGCAUGGCCAAAAAAAUCAGUGGAGGACAGUCCACAUGCAAAACCAAUCGUAGAGAAAUAUUGUUUGAUGAGCGUGAAAGAUUGCUACACAGAUUUCCAUGUUGAUUUUGGUGGAACCUCUGUGUGGUAUCAUAUCAUUAGGGGCGAGAAAGUUUUUUAUUUUGUGGAGCCUACAACUGAGAAUCUAAACAAGUUUAAACAAUGGGUAUCUUCUUCAGAUCAAGGACAAGUAUUUUUUGGUGAAAAAGUUAGCAAAUGUUAUCGACUGCAUGUAAAGCAGGGAAACACAUUGCUUAUUCCUUCAGGCUGGAUACAUGCAGUACUAACACCUAAAGAUUCUCUUGUGUUUGGUGGAAACUUCUUGCAUUCAUUUGACAUUGGAAUGCAACAAAAAAUCUACACGUUAGAAAAAGAGUUGAAAACGCCACUAAAGUUUUUGUUUCCAAACUAUGAGACAACAAACUGGUAUGCAGCACGGUCAAUUCUAAAAAAGAUGAAAGAAAUCCAUGGUCUUGGCGUAAGGAUUCCUAACUUUUUGCGAGACGGCGUAACAGCGUUAUUAGCGGCGUUAAAAGUCUGGACGUCACGUAAGGACGAGUAUGUGAAAUACCACAAGCUUCAAGUACCUAUUGAAGUUAAUGCCCACAAGUUGAUCAAGUCCUUAGAGAAAGAACUGAAGCAUGAUAUGAAACUUAAACCUGAAAAAGUAUUUCCAGUUGGUCGAUUGUCAUCGCCAGCUCUUUUGUCUGCAAAUGUUGCUAAAACUGUUUUAAAGUUGAAGCUUGCACGACCAUCAGAAUCGGAGAGUAGUAGCAUGUCGAGUCCGGAACGCAACAUCCAUGAUAGGUUAACACGAAAAAAAGAGCGACUUCAAAGAAAGGAGAGGAAGAUUAAGGAGGAGCUUUUUUCCCAAGGUCGUCUACCUUCACUAAAGCUGAAUUUGAGCAGUGAGGGUAUAAGGAGGGCUAGGUACAAGUUUGAUGAUGAUGAUGAGGAGGAAGACGAUGAUGGGGAUAACAAAAAAAUCAGUAAAAUAAAGAAAUUUGUUUCUCUUAAUUCAAGUGACGAAGAAUUAUCCAGCUCAAACGAACCGGACUCAUCUAUCAAGCUAAAAUUGUCACUGUCAAAAAACCGUGCUGACAAUCUGUCUAGUGGUUCAUCACCUGAUGUCUUGGGACAAUUUGAUGAUCCGUUUAGCAAUACAAGAACGCAACCGGUGGCUCAUCGGUUAGAGAAACACAUCGAUAUCAAAGCAGAGAUUGAAGCCACCAAAAAGGAUUUAUUCCAACCUGAUGAAAAGACGGUUAAAACCAAAGGUCUCUACUUCAUACCGUUGCAACGAGACGACGAUUGCACCGUCAAACCUAUAACGUUUAAUCCGAACAAAAACUUCCCGAGGAAACCCAAGGUUAAUUGUGAUGAUGACGUCAAGGAAGAGGAUGGUGGAUAUGUGAUUGAUCAUCUACCGAAACCUAAAUCUAACAGUGUGAAAAAAAGAACGCACUCGGAAACCGAUUCAGAUUAUGAUCCAUCAGAUGAUUCUUAUUAUCAGGACGCUAACUAUGUUUAUCCACGCAUUGACGUAACGACCGAUUUAAUGGUAGACGAUUUCUCAUGGAAGCCAGGUCAAAGAAAGAAACCAAAAUCGAGUGGUGAUAGAGGAAGAAAACACAGUCGAUUGAACAGUCGCUCUUUGAAUAAAGAUGAAUGUGACGAUCCUUUCUUUGCUCCGGAUAAAGCAGAAAUGAAAAAUAAAUUGAAAAAAGUUCCUCCUGCAAGCCAACCUGGAAAAGCAGAAUCGACUGUUGCAGCUGGCGAAAAGAAAGUCUUCAAAGCAAAAAAAGGCACUGCGAAGCAACGGCUUGGUAAACUUUUAAAGCUUGAUAAAACCGGUAGCCGAUAUGUUCGUUAGGUGUCUUGUUUAUUCAUUGGUGUGUCUCGUUUAUUCGUUCGUGCGUUUGCGCGUGGUUAUAUCACGUCUACGUUGGCGCAAACACUGUUUAUAUUGAACCGGUGUUAACUAAUGCCCGGUGUAAAAACAAAACCAGUGUUUAUUUAUGAGUGGUGCAGACAGCACAUUUUUAAAUUUUUACGUCUUAACGAUUUAAGUUUUGUAAUUAUUACCCGGGUAAAAGGGUAUCAAUAUUUUCAAAAAUCGUGCAAUAUGAUUGGUUAAAACUUCCGUCAUAGCGGGCAAUGUUCCACGGUAUUGCCCGCUACCAUAACAACCGUGUUUAUAGUUUAAAUACGGUAGCAUUAAAUGUAAAUAAAUACAGAAAAAAGUAAACAAGACGCAAAAAUAAAAAUAAACUUUAUCUUUUUUUGUAGCUACGAUAAAAACCUGUAAUGUUUACACGAUAUUCGAUUCAAAAAUAUAUAUUUUUAGUUCGAAUGUCCGUUCCAUGGGAAUAGUGUCUAUAAAGACAUGGUUUCUACAUCCUGCUUAUAAUGUUAUAUUUUUUGUAAAAUGCAACAGGCGGAUAAUAAUCCAUAUAAUAACUGUUUAUUUCGGGCAAUACCUUCGAAUAUUGACCUGUCAAUAUUCUCCGGUAUGGUCCUCAUAAUCAGUUAUUGUAUGGAUUAUUAUCCUAUUCCUACUCAGAACUGAAUUUGUACGUAUUUUUUUCUGCUAAAGCCCAAUUUGCGUGGUUUCACUCACUAUGCUCUAUAACAAAACGUAUAAUUUUGCGUAUAGUUUUUACGCAUAGUUUGAAUAUAAUAGCUUUCUUAAUUUUUCCGUGAACAUCAGUGCGUGUGUGCGUGUGUAACAAGUACAACGGAUGCGCGUGUUAGAACGUGAUGUAACAUGCAGCAGCAAAGAAGCGUCAAAGCUUAAUGUCAAUUUUGUGUUGUAAAUCCAAUGCUACAGUAGCAAAUUCGCGUCAUUGAUACAAUGAGAUAUUUUAUCAUACAUAAUAUGUAAAUAUUUUAAAAUGUAUUGAUCAGAUAGAUUUUACUUCAAAAACACGGAGUUGAUUCCGGUUGUAACGGAUUAUAUUUUUGUAACUGUUUAUUUAUUCAACGGUGGUGAUUUUUAUUUGCGAAAAUAAGUUGCGAAAAGUUUUUUUCUGCCUUAGCUUUACUGUAUGCUUUGUUUCUUUGGAGUUUUUUAGAUUUAAAGAUUUCUCAGCUCACUCACCGAUUUUGAUUAUCAUACGAGAACCCUCUUUAUUGUAGCGUUCACAGGCGUAGCUCCUAGCGUUUGCGCGUCACAGAUAAAUAUGUUUUAUUUCUAUUACACUAAACAGGGCAGCGUUUUGAGAAUUUUGAUUGGUUAGUAAGGUCCGUUUGUAAACACUUUCAAAGCUGCCAAGAUAGAUAAAAUUCUCAUGCCCACGCCCUGCUAAGACCUGCUGCCAAGAACGCUAAUUUGGGAGGAACAAAGAAAUUUCUGGCGAAAGCCAAAAAAUACGAGUGUUCAAUUUUCUUCAUCCCUGAGAAAUGUAUGGGAAAAUUUCAGAUUCUGCUACAAUUGUCAAACAUUUUAUAGACAGUCGCUUUGAAUCUGAUGUUUUAUUUUGAAUUGAAACAUGGCGACCUCUUGUAAAAUUUUAUUGUAGCCAGCUAGCUUGUGUAUUUAUGUAUGUAUGAAAGACUACUCAACCUUA
Hydractinia symbiolongicarpus is the source of this 5070-nucleotide messenger RNA. Its product is annotated as lysine-specific demethylase 7B-like. Gene Ontology annotation, biological process: regulation of transcription by RNA polymerase II; protein demethylation. The record is from RefSeq and is a predicted model, not a curated record. Lineage: Eukaryota; Metazoa; Cnidaria; Hydrozoa; Anthoathecata; Hydractiniidae. Gene Ontology annotation, molecular function: histone demethylase activity; transcription coregulator activity. Bases 738 to 3374 code for a protein of 878 amino acids. The transcript has 22 exons.